Molecule: messenger RNA, 3697 nt
Organism: Exophiala xenobiotica
Lineage: Eukaryota; Fungi; Ascomycota; Eurotiomycetes; Chaetothyriales; Herpotrichiellaceae
Product: tRNA modification GTPase TrmE
Exons: 4
Coding region: 1-2868 (955 amino acids)
Biological process (GO): tRNA wobble uridine modification; tRNA methylation
Cellular component (GO): cytoplasm; mitochondrion
Molecular function (GO): protein binding; GTP binding; GTPase activity
Source: RefSeq, a predicted model, not a curated record
AUGUCUGCUGAGCAAGAGACCAAAUCAACUGAAGAGACUAACAUCGGCGGAAACCUUGACGCUGCUGGUUCUGCUUCAGGCGCCGGGAGCAUAGGAGCAUCUGCCAAUUCCAAAAAGUCCGAAGAGAAACGGAAACCCAAGAAGCUUGGCCAGAAAAGCUCAGCGAACGGCACACCACAGAAGGACGAAGCCGACACUGAAACAAACGCCGGCGGGGACGACGAACCGCCUUCAACACCUGCACCUCAACCCAAGAUGGAACAACAAUCACGCUCCAAGUCACGACAGGCCAGCCGAGGUCGCGGUCGAGGAUCAAGUCAACCACCCAGUGACACCGACAGUGCCUACCGAAGCGAUGUGUCACAGAAGGGUGCGAAAAGAAACAGAAACCGCAACCGAGGGAAGGCCCAGGCACAAUCACAAGCACAGUCACAGGACAAGGACGGCGGCCUUCUCGGCGGAGGCGGUGGGCCUCUGGACGCCGUUGACGAGGUUGGCGAGACUGUCAACGGUGUCGCUGAUGGUGCCGGUGACCUGGUGAACAACACCGCUGGAAAGGCCCUCAGCAAGCCUCACGAGGCUCUCGGCGGCCUGCUUAGCAACAAAAAGGGUGGCCAGGAGGGAGAAGAAGAGAAAGAUGAAGGUGAAAAUGAGCAACUACGAUUACGGCUUGACCUCAACCUUGACAUCGAAGUCCAACUCAAGGCCAAGAUCCAUGGUGACUUGACUCUCGGCUUAUUGUACUGCUUGAUCAAGCGCUACGCCCUGCUUGUAUUUACUAUCGUCCCGCAGAUCAAUGCAUACCCACGACGAGAUCAUCAAAGUGGUCAAGGACCAUCAUGUUGGUGGUUGGUUGUGGUUGGGAUGUUUGUCGAAAGAUUGCGUUGUGUUACGGAUGUUGAUGUCAGUUUGCAUUUGGGCUGGCUGGCGAAGAUCGGUUUCUCAAUCAUCUCCCGAAGAUCAUACAUCUUCAACGCUAUCAUUGUCGUUCGAAUGCUAUGUCGCUUUGGCACGAGGAGCUUGGUUCUAUCCAACUAUCCCGCAAUAUGUGUUUCUAGACCGUGCUUUGUCCGUGCAGCCUCCGGCGCAUUUCCCGCACCCGGUCUUGCAAGCCCUCGAUGUCGAUAUGCAUCAUCGACGGUACUGCCACAAGUGGGAAAUUGGCAUGCCCAACCUGAAAAGCAGUUGACAUCUGAGACUAUCUAUGCGUUGUCUACCGCACCAGGUCGCGCAGCGAUAGCUGUCGUUCGCAUUUCAGGCUCGGCAUGCCUGGACAUCUAUCGCAAAAUCUGUCCUGAUCGGCCUCUACCAAAACCUCGCACUGCCACGCUGCGAAGGCUGUACGAUCCCGAAGGCAUACCUACGCCACGAUCUCAAGUCCUCGACAACAGCGCCCUCGUACUCUACUUCCCUGCCCCGAACACCGUCACCGGCGAAGAUGUGCUUGAACUGCACGUUCACGGCGGCCGUGCCAUCGUUCGCUCAAUCCUCGAUGCCAUCUCGGCAUGCGGACGGUCCCUGCAAGAGAGCGGAAAUGUUAUACGUCAUGCCGAACCAGGCGAGUUUACGAAACGGGCAUUCUACAAUGGAAGACUUGACCUCACGCAGGCGGAAGCAUUGGGCGAGACUCUUGCGGCUGAGACCGAACAACAGCGCCGCUUGGCUGUCAAUGGCUCGGACGGAGGCCUGGCGAAACGGUACGAAGAAUGGCGACUGUUGCUACUCUAUGCUCGGGGAGAGCUCGAGGCCCUGAUAGACUUUUCCGAAGACCAACACUUUGAUGAGUCGCCUGCGGAAUUUCUGGCUUCGGUCUCGACACAGGUCGAGGCCCUAAAGAGACAGGUUGAAAUUCAUCUUCAGAAUGCGUCCAAAGGCGAAUUACUCCGCAAUGGUAUCAGCAUAGCGUUGCUCGGAGCGCCAAACGCUGGGAAGAGUUCCUUGCUCAACCGUAUCGUUGGUCGAGAGGCAGCCAUCGUGAGUGCUGAAGAAGGAACGACGAGAGACAUCGUUGAUGUCUCGAUCGAUCUGCAGGGCUGGCUCUGUCGUCUCGGUGACAUGGCGGGAUUGCGUGCUGACGUUGUUGGAGUCGGCCAGAGUCAGGUUGGUGUGGUCGAGCAAGAAGGCAUACGUCGCGCACGAGAGCGAGCGCUGCAGUCUGAUGUUGUAGUAGCUCUUUUAUCCAUUGAGAAGACGACUGAGGGCACUUUUGAUGUCCCUGUCAACACAAAGGUUUUCGAUGCCGUUCAAGAGUGCCUCACUGUUGGCAAGACGGUCCUUAUUGUCCUGAACAAGGUCGACCUCCUCAAAGACGAGAGCCGGAGAGAAGAAGUUCUCAAAAACCUUCAUAUGCGAGUUGAAGAGGCUUUCCCAAUGAUUCCUGCCACUCGGAUUUGCGCUGUAUCCUGCAAAGCCGCAGAGAGCAGCUUGAAUCAAACAGAUGUCGGUGGAAUCCAGGCUUUCCUUGGGAGGCUGACAAACGUGUUCGCCGAGCUUACCGAAGCAGCCACCAGUGGAGAUGUCGAGAAUAUGGCUCCCGCCGAAGCGCAAUCAUACUGGACUAGCUCCCUAUCUGUCACGCACCGUCAGACCACGUACCUGAGGCAAUGCUUGGGUCAUCUUGAUGAUUUCCUCGAUCAGUCACGGCCACAGAUUGAUUCCAUCGCUCCUGCUUCGGACUCCUAUGUCGACCGACAUGAAGAUCUGGCUGGUCCGAACGAUGCCCUACAAGACGAGGUGGACAUCGUGACUGCCGCUGAGCAUCUACGCUUUGCAGCUGAUUGUUUGGCCACAAUCACGGGAAAGGGCCAAGGCGGAGAUGUGGAAGAUGUGCUUGGAGUGGUUUUUGAGAAGUUCUGUGUCGGAAAAUGAAGUCGAAAGGGAAAAAGCCUGAAGAUGCCGCUAAAUGCUUGGAAAGACUGCUGUUUGCGUCCGAGAAUAAUGUCGAAAUCAGAACUCCUGAGAAUGCCGCUAAAAUGAUCGAAUCGACGAGAAGAGUGCUCUUCCAGAGCUAUCGAGAAAAGAAUGGAAGACUGUGAUCAAACCAGGAUCACAAAAUCGUCGUCAGAGACGUGCAAUUAGACAUGAGAACGGUUCACAUGCUUUUCGGAGGGGAUGGCGAUGCGGCUCGCUCAAUUGUAUCCGCCACGGCCCUGGGCGGCUUGUUGUCGGUUGUAUCCACCUCGACCUUGAAUCAUGGCCAUCUUGUUGUAUCCUCCUCGGCCUUGUUUGUUGUAUCCACCGCGACCUUUCUGAGGAACAGUGCCUGCAGGGGUGUUGUAACCGCCUCGUCCGAUGGCCAUUUGAAAAAGAAGAGCUGGAUUAAGAACUUGAAGGAAAUAAAUGUUGAAGGUUGGAUGAAGACAAAGGAGACAAGGAAAUAAGGAGAUAGAGAUGGGAAAAGUCGUAGGGACCGGUUGGGCUUGUUGCUGGCUAGCUGGUUGCUGAUUGUCGAGGCAAAGAGAAAUAGAAAUAAGGAAAAGAGGUUGUAUACCUUAGUCUAGUGCUGGCUGAACUCGAAUGCUGAAUCGAAAUAAGGGAAUGCGAGCAAAGGAAAGAUUAAGAUACUAAUGUUUGUUGUUGAAGGAGUGUCUUGUUCUGGAGGAAUCAACAUCCCAAACAUUCGGGGUCUGAUAUUGAUAUAUAUCCUUCUCGAAGGUCAGGUAUGACAAAGAUAGGUAGCAGGUAGCAUGUGGUUCCG